Messenger RNA from Daucus carota subsp. sativus, 1428 nucleotides. RefSeq lists its product as uncharacterized. The transcript has 5 exons. The coding region runs from base 578 to 1210 and encodes 210 amino acids. Lineage: Eukaryota; Viridiplantae; Streptophyta; Magnoliopsida; Apiales; Apiaceae. The record is from RefSeq and is a predicted model, not a curated record.
UUUUAACUUUCUCAUCUUUAGUCUUUCAAAUCAAAUGACACUCUCGCGGUUGACCAUAUCUAACAGUCGAGCAGUCUGUCUCUUGGUAAAUUUUUGAAAAAAUGACAGCUUUACACGCCGCUUUUACUAAAAUACCGUUCAAGUGCACUGAGAGGAGAUACAGAGAGGAGAGUGUAUGUUAUUAUGUAUGCACCAGAUUGGAGGAAGGUUCAUGUGGUCCAUCAUGAAAUCUAGUUGAAUGGAAAUAUGGAAUAUAGGAGAGAUUUGAAAUCUAGGGCUUUGUUUAUAUGAAUUUGAUUGGUGUGUUAUAAGUUAUAACGCAAUAACUUACUUGAAACCAUAUUCAUGCUUCUUUCUUUCCAUUUGUUUGGUGACAUUGGGCUUUAAGAAUGAAGGCGGUGCUAUGCAUUUGCAGAUUGUGUAUCAGCCUAUCAGGUGAUACCCAUCUCUUAAAUGCGUGUCAUGUGCAUAUUACUCCUCUCAUGAAUGCGUAUUUUGUCUUUAUAAAAAAGGAAAAAAAGUAAAACUAUAGCAUGAUACUCCUAUGAAUGCGUAAUAGGUAAUACCCUAUUCUCGGAUGCGGGACAGGUUGGUAUUUAUGGCCAUAAAUUUCAGUUCUGAUAUUUUUGUCAAUGGGUAUGUUAAAAACAGGUUGCAAAAAGGAACUGAUGUCUCUGAAGGAGAUAUGGCUGGAGGCUCCGACCGUCACCAGGUCAAGCGCAAGAGAGUCAAGGAGUGGUCUUCCGCUUGGAUAGAUGAAUACGGGAAGAAACUGGCUCUUAGACAUGCAAAGAGGGCUUUGGAGUUUUAUGAAAAGAGCCAGGAUGAUGCUGAGUUUGAAAUUUUGGAAGUCCUGAAUAGAAGUAAUUCGAGAUUGCAACACCCUGAACACCCUGAAUAUAAGAGUUCAAACUUAUGGUCUCAUAUCAGCUUCAUUGCUAAACUGAAGAAAGCUGACUGCAAUGUCUCUCCAACACACUUCUUUUGUGAAUUCUUUAGAGAUGUCGAUGCAAGGGAAACUACUGUCACGUACUGUUCUACAUUUCAGCCUAGCGAUGAUCCUGGGUUCAAUCAUGUCUGUAUAUUUUGCCCACGUGGUCUGAAAUUUCAUCCUUCUGAUGGAUAUUGUGUUGGUCGUCCCCCAUGGCGUAGACGUAGUAGACAUAACGUGGGAUAUGUUCAACCGCCAUGGGUGAAUCGGAAAGCUUAACUUAUGUUUAAUGGACUGGGGCACCCUGUGACUGUGGCUAGUAUCUAUAGGCCGGGAACAAGAUUAGAAGCUUUGGUUUAUAUUUAUUGGUCUUAACUUAUUGAGCUCAGUUUAAGACUUGUUGUCUUUUGAUCAUGUGUAAAUUGCAUGUGGCAGUCGAUAGACUUGACUUGUACAUUUAUAUAUUUAUUGGUGUUUUAAUCUGUCUAUUGAUUUAA